CGGCACACGACGGCGCGGCGCGCGACGACGCGGACGCGGUGAACGACGGGCGUCAGACGCGAGACGAAGACGACGCGCGGGUGACGCGCGACGCGCGAACGGACGGGCGCGAUGGCGACGGCGCGAACGAUGGGCGCGGCGGUGACGACGACGACGACGGGGGGGCGUCGCGAGGCGACGCGCGCGACGGGCGCGGCGACGCGAGGCGCGCGCGUCGUGCGACGCGUGAUGACGCCGCCGACGCAGGGGAAGAUCUCGGAGCAGUCGCGACCGGACGCGAACGGGAGGUACGGCGCGUACGGGGGGAAGUACGUGCCGGAGACGCUGAUCCCGGCGCUGCGGGCGCUGGAGAAGGAGUACGAGGCGAUCAAGACGGACCCGGCGUUCCAGGCGGAGCUGAAGGAUAUUCUGAAGGAUUACGUCGGACGCGAGAAUCCGCUGUACUACGCCGAAAGGUUGAGCGAACACUUCAAGGACGCGAACGGGGAAGGGCCGGACGUGUACCUGAAGCGCGAAGACCUGAACCACACGGGGGCGCACAAGAUCAACAACGCGGUCGGGCAAGCGCUGUUGGCGAAGCGAAUGGGGAAGAAGCGCAUCAUCGCUGAGACCGGGGCGGGACAACACGGCGUGGCGACGGCGACGGUGUGCGCGCGAUUCGGGUUGGAGUGUAUCAUUUACAUGGGCGCGGCGGAUAUGGAGCGACAAAAGCUCAACGUGUUCCGCAUGCGUUUGCUCGGCGCCACGGUUCGACCGGUGCGCGCGGGCACGGCCACGCUCAAGGAUGCGACGUCUGAGGCUAUUCGUGACUGGGUGACGAACGUUGAGGACACGCACUACAUCCUCGGCUCGGUCGCGGGCCCGCACCCGUAUCCGAUGAUGGUGCGCGACUUCCACGCCGUCAUCGGUCAAGAGACUAGAAGACAAGCCAUGGAGAAAUGGGGCGGUUUGCCGGACAUCCUCGUCGCGUGCGUUGGCGGUGGCUCCAACGCCAUGGGUCUGUUCCACGAGUUCAUCGACGACGAAUCCGUGCGCAUCAUCGGCGUCGAAGCCGGCGGCGAAGGCAUCGAGCCGGGCCAAAAGCACGCCGCGACGCUCACCUUGGGCACCCCGGGCGUGCUUCACGGCUCGUUCUCGUACUUGAUUCAAGAUGAAGAGGGUCAAAUCGUUGAGCCGCACUCCAUCUCCGCCGGUCUCGAUUACCCGGGCAUCGGUCCGGAGCACGCCUUCUUGAAGGAUUUCGGUCGCGCCGAGUACCACGCCAUCACCGACAAGGAAGCGCUCGACGCUUUCGUCGCCACCUCUCGUCUCGAGGGUAUCAUCCCUGCCCUUGAAACGUCCCACGCCUUGGCGUACUUGUGGAAGCUCUGCCCUGGUCUCCCCAACGGCACCAAGGUUGUCCUCAACUGCAGCGGCCGCGGCGACAAGGACGUCAACACCGCCGCCAAGUUUUUGGACAUCAGCGGUGAGGUCGACGGGUGA
Molecule: messenger RNA, 1482 nt
Organism: Ostreococcus lucimarinus CCE9901
Lineage: Eukaryota; Viridiplantae; Chlorophyta; Mamiellophyceae; Mamiellales; Bathycoccaceae
Exons: 1
Coding region: 229-1482 (417 amino acids)
Biological process (GO): L-tryptophan biosynthetic process
Cellular component (GO): cytoplasm
Molecular function (GO): tryptophan synthase activity
Source: RefSeq, a predicted model, not a curated record